UAAUGUUAAUCAUAUCAAUCAACGCGAUUGAUAUCUCAACACGUAAACAUUAAUAAUGUUAAUCAUGCUAAAAAGGAGUGGAAAGGAAUUAAUUCCGUCAAAGAUAUAAAAAGAAACAAGGUCAUUUUGAAUACAUAUACCGUUCUCUCAAUUUUAACAUCUUCACCACACCACAUCAAAAAUGGUCUUGCGAGUGUCAUAUGUUUUGGUGGUUCUAACCAUUCUUUCCAUGGAUCAUAGAAUCUCUCAAGCCACAUCCCGUGUUGCGUUUCAGGAGCCAUCCAUUGCUCAUCACUUCCAACAAUGGAUGAUCAAGUUCUCUCGAGUUUAUAGCAAUGAACCCGAGAAACAGAUGAGGCUGGAAGUGUUCAAGAAAAACUUUGAAUUCAUUGAGAAUUUUAAUAGUAAGGCGAACCAAAGCUACAAACUUGGUGUCAACGAGUUCACGGAUCGGACUAAGGAGGAGUUCCUAGCCACCCACACCGGUCUCACUAGAGGCAUUAAUGUAACUUCAUCAUCCGAAGCGGUUGAUGAAACUAUGUCAUCUUGGAAUUGGAACGUCAGUAAUAUCGUCGGCCAGAGCAAAGACUGGAGAAUGGAAGGUGCUGUAACACCUGUCAAACUGCAAGGACAAUGUUCUAGUUGCUGGGCUUUCUCGGCGAUUGCAGCAGUGGAAGGUCUGACAAAGAUUGCCGGAGGAAACCUCAUAUCACUGUCCGAACAGCAACUUAUAGAUUGUGACGGAGCGCCUAACGAAGGUUGCAGGGGAGGAACAAUGGAAGAAGCUUUCACCUACAUAGCACAAAACGGAGGCAUUUCUUCAGAAGACGCAUACCCUUACCAAGAGAGAGAUGGGACUUGCCAGUCCCAGGCCGAACCCGCCAUGCAGAUCAGAGGUUUCCAAUACGUUCCACGCAACAACGAGCGUGCAUUGCUCGAAGCUGUAUCGAUGCAGCCCGUCUCGGUAAGCAUUGCCGGGUUGGCUGAAAGUUUCAGCCAUUACUCAAGCGGAGUGUACAGUGAUCCGGCCUGUGGGAUCGCCACGACUCAUGCAGUGACGUUGGUUGGGUACGGGAUGAGCCCGGAAGGGAUUAAGUACUGGCUGGCUAAGAACUCUUGGGGUGAGACUUGGGGAGAGAAUGGUUACAUUAGACUCCGUAGAGAUGUGGAGUGGCCUCAAGGCAUGUGUGGUCUAGCUCAGUAUGGUUGUUAUCCGGUUGCUUGACUAGCUUAUCCGGUGAUAUGAUAAACUGAAAUGAUCAAACAUUAUGUCGUUUGGUCUAUUUUAUGAUUUCUUUAAAAAACUAUAUCGCAACUUACGCUUGACCAUAAGCAUUAUAAUGUUUCAUUCUGUUGCUCCAUAUAAUAAAUGCAACAUUUAGUUUUCACUCCAUCCCUUCGAAAUGUAUUUUGAAAAUUUUCUACACAUACUAAGAAAGUAUAUUAAAAUUUCCUACUAUACCUUAAUUCACAAUAUAAUUUUAUAUUUCUAUUAAUAGAUUAAAUAAGUAAGAUUGAACCUGACGUUUUGUUUAAAACCCUUGCGUUGAAAAUCCAAGAGAAUAAUAUGAAAAACAAAGACAAUCCUCACGAAAUUUAUUUUACCCAAGUCAGGGUGAUAUAAACCACACUCACCUACGAGGCCGAAUAAAUAAACUAAUAGUAUACAUUUAUUUUAUAUGUUUAAUUUACUUUGAUAUUAAUGUUUUAAAAACUAUAUUGAAUAGUUUUGGUUUAAAGUUUUAUAAAGUAAAAAUUAUACUGUUAGUUAAAAUAUAAAAUAUUUUAAUAUUCAUUUAUUAACCCCAACCGCAAACGCUAGUGGAAAACAGAUAUAAUGAAGUUUAGAGCUGUUGCAAAUACUACGUUUGCGGAUGGUAACAAAAAACUAGUCAUACCCUUAAUAAAGUGAGAUGAGCUGUCUUUAUAGUUAUAUUUUAAGUUUUUAUAAUUUAAAUUAAGAUAAUUUAAUUGUUUAUAUAUUUAAAUUAGACCAAGUUAUCUACAAGUUACCAAGUUAUCUAUAAGAUUUAUUUGUUUGCUGGGAAAUAGAUAUUAGAUUGUUCUAGGAUUAGUUUUCACUUAUAUACAUAUAUGUAUAACUUUUGGUAUUACACUUUCAGAUCAUAACUGAAUAAAUUAAAAUAUCAGCAACCAAUCAAAUUAAAACAAUUUAUGAAACUUCACAUAUAAAUGACAUGUAGGCAAAAAUAAUUUAAGUAAUAUUUUUAGUAGGAUAGAUACUAAUAUAUUAAGGGAUUUAUUGUUACAUAUCCUUCUAUUUAUUUUUAUUUUUUAUCUUUCUAUAUAUUGUUAUUUCUUAUCCUUCUAUAUAUGGGGUCAAAAUCCUUCUAUAUAUUGUUAUUUUUAUCUACUUAUAUUAUGAAUGAAAUCAUGAUGAUAUACAGUUCCUCUAUUUACAAAGAGUGUUAUUUUAUCACAUUUCACACUAUUAGAAAUUGCAAAAAACACUAAUCUCCAAUUUUAAUGUAUAAUUAAUAAAAUAAAAAUGAUGUAAAGUAGAAUUUUGUUGGUUAUUUAAAAGGACAAAAAUAUGUAAAUCCAUAUUUUAAAUGUAAAAUGACAUUUAAAAUAACAAAAAAAAA
This is a messenger RNA of Brassica rapa (field mustard), 2606 nucleotides long. RefSeq names its product ervatamin-B-like. NCBI's taxonomy places the organism in Eukaryota, Viridiplantae, Streptophyta, Magnoliopsida, Brassicales, Brassicaceae. The record is from RefSeq and is a predicted model, not a curated record. Gene Ontology annotation, molecular function: cysteine-type peptidase activity. Gene Ontology annotation, biological process: proteolysis.